AGAGUCAUCGACAGCUCUCCAAAGUUAGGCGUCUGCACAAUAUAAAUUGAUGAAACGACAAACAUUAGUUUCAUAUUUUUUAUAGACUUAAAGUUCGUUGUAAAUUGUAAAAUUUGUUCGAAGAAAUACAAGGAAAAAACGCAAUUAACAUUGCGAUUCACGUGCUUAAGUCAGUCAAAACUCACUAUCUGGCAACACGUGCGGCGCAAGUCGCUUGUGGAUCUUGUCGAUUUUGUGGAACGCGUUGUGUGCUUUUUCUGUUUCCAGCUGUGUUUAACGGCGCAGGUUGUGGCGAGUCAGACAAAAAAAAAAAAAGAACAAAGAAAUAGAAACAAUUUGCAAAUAAAAUCGUUGCCGUUCUAAUUUCUGAUUAAUUCAAGAGCAAUAGAAAUGGUGCCCGUCACUGAGCCGCCGCCGAAGUGGCAUGUGGGCAGCGAGUGUUGCAAGUGCAAGGCGAGUUCCUUUGCCGGUCGUCGCUACGCCUGCUGGCAGUGCGCCAACUAUCAGCUUUGUGGCACAUGUUACGACUCUGGCGACUUGCCGGCAAUGCCCGGCCACAUGUUCUACCAUCACCUGGACGUGCACUAUACACUUGCCGAGUACGAGCUCUAUUUUGGCGGCGAACCCUAUCAAGCCGAUAAGGUGCCCCAGAGCUACAAGUGUGCCAUGUGCGACAUGAACGGACUUGACCUUUACACCCUCGAAGCGCAUGUCAAUUCUGUGCAUGCCAAGCACGGUGAUUACUUUGUCUACUCGCUACUGAUUCUCGCCCGUCGCAAGGCAGCUGAUGAAGCUGCUAUGGGCUUCAAUCUGUCAGUGUCACAAUCGGUCUACAUGCGCUUGAUGAGGCAGAAGGUCGAGAAGAUGCGCGUGGCGAAUUUCCCGGAGAACUAUCAUACGGUAUCAUCGAUGCCAACGAUAAAGUUCGAGUUACCCAAUCGGUCGAAUGACGGAUCAGGAAGGGGUCGAGUGCGCCGCAUGAAUAUGGAGCCACCUUCUACGUGCGACUUUAUACCCGACUGGGCUCACACCUCGCCAUCGCAGCAGCGUUUGCAACAGCAGCUGCAGCAGCAGCUACGCGAGCAGGAACUUCAGUUGCAAGAGCUGCGGCUACUGCAAGUCCGGCAACUGCAGCAGCAGCAGCACUACCGAUCGUUGGGGUAUCGCAAUCAGGAGCGGCUGCCGUGGAACCGUCUCAAUGAUGAUGCAAGCAGCACCAUUUGCUAUGCGGAUGUCUUGCGUGGAUUCAACAACAACGCAAACACGACCAGCAGCAGCAGUGAGAAUAAUCCUGAUGAGAAAAACAAAACGGGAGAAAUUGACAAUUUGAAUGUGGAAACGAAUAAAUUUUUGUGCGCACCGUUUUUGCAGUUUGCCGCCGAGGCGCCACUUGGCGAGCAGCCACCAAAUCUCCGUGGGCCUUUUAUUGAGGCACUACUGUGCUCCAUGCUUGCCGACGAGGAGCUCAGUUUGGUGGCGCCACUACCAACAGGAGCUCUGCAAUUCCCAAAUCAAAGCAUAAACGAUGCCAAUCAGGAUCAGAAAUGGUUCAGCGAAUUUGUAGCAGGCAACGAGUACUCGAUGACUGUGCCCGAGAUGAUCUCGGACGACGAAGAGGCAACUCAACACGUUGAUGAUGAACCCUGUAUGAUGGACAUUGAUUCAGAUAUGUAUGAGCGCCAUCCAUAUGGUAUACCUCAUCACGCCGUUUACGAGUGGGAUGAUGACGAUGAUGAUUGGGACCCAUCGUUUUCGGAUUCAACCAAUGAAAUUGAUGAUUAUUUUGAUUAUUAAAUCUGCUACAUAUUACAGAGCAAAGCAAAACAAAUACAGGAACUGAAAAUGGGGAAAACUAGAAA
Drosophila grimshawi is the source of this 1859-nucleotide messenger RNA. Its product is annotated as E3 ubiquitin-protein ligase KCMF1-like. Gene Ontology annotation, molecular function: zinc ion binding. Bases 391 to 1794 code for a protein of 467 amino acids. The record is from RefSeq and is a predicted model, not a curated record. The transcript is spliced from 2 exons. NCBI's taxonomy places the organism in Eukaryota, Metazoa, Arthropoda, Insecta, Diptera, Drosophilidae.